GGAAGUUGGAGGCGCAGCCGGAAGUAGCCGGGCGCUCGGCGGUCCGCUCUGUGACGGGGUCCUGAGGAGCGGCGAGGCGCCGGCGGCCAUGGAGCUGGGCGAGCUGCUCUACAACAAGUCGGAGUACAUCGAGACGGCAUCUGGGAAUAAAGUCAGUCGCCAGUCAGUGUUGUGUGGAAGCCAGAACAUUGUGCUGAAUGGCAAGACCAUCGUCAUGAAUGACUGUAUAAUCCGAGGGGAUCUGGCAAAUGUAAGAGUUGGACGCCAUUGUGUUGUGAAGAGUCGCAGUGUUAUAAGGCCACCGUUCAAGAAAUUCAGCAAAGGUGUUGCAUUCUUUCCUUUACAUAUUGGGGACCAUGUUUUUAUUGAGGAAGAUUGCGUGGUCAAUGCUGCUCAGAUUGGUUCUUACGUUCACGUUGGCAAGAACUGUGUGAUUGGGCGCCGAUGUGUGCUGAAAGAUUGCUGCAAAAUUCUUGACAAUACCGUACUGCCUCCAGAAACUGUGGUACCACCAUUCACUGUCUUCUCAGGCUGCCCAGGACUGUUCUCGGGGGAGCUCCCUGAAUGUACCCAGGAGCUGAUGAUCGAUGUCACCAAGAGCUACUACCAGAAGUUUCUGCCUCUGACGCAAGUCUAGUGACUGCCACAAAUCUUGAAUUUGCUUGAGUUCUAAAAGCUGAACUUGGGGACAAAGGGAGUGGUCAGCAUCUAAGAGAGAUCUUAUAUCUUUCACAAUUUCCACCUUUUUUUCCUUUUUAAUUUAGAAGUUUUCAAUUCUUUAAGGCUCUAGGGUCUUAAUUUGUGAGGAGCGGGCCAGCCAGAUAGCUCAGUGGCUAUCCAGUCAGAAAGCACCUGCGUAGGCAGAUGCAGGAGUUGAGG
Octodon degus (degu) is the source of this 879-nucleotide messenger RNA. It is a transcript of the gene Dctn5, whose product is annotated as dynactin subunit 5. Lineage: Eukaryota; Metazoa; Chordata; Mammalia; Rodentia; Octodontidae. The record is from RefSeq and is a predicted model, not a curated record. The transcript has 6 exons. Bases 89 to 637 code for a protein of 182 amino acids.